CUUUUCACUCAUUCAAAUGUCAAUCGGGGGAAGGGGUUUGUAACUCGAUUCAAGUAAUUUAUAAAAUGUUUCUCACACCACUCAGAAGACAACGCCUAAAAGAAGCGAUUAUAAGCUACACCGUGUUCCUGCUAACUCCUGCCUACUUUUUAUUCCAGAUUUGCGUCAUAAGGCCGUAUCUAACAGUACAUCUCGACUGGGGUCCUGUGAAGCACUUCCUUCACAUUGUUUUCGCCAGCUACUUAUUUACCAACGUCGCUGGAAAUAUGAUCUUAUGUGUGCUGACAGAUACUAGUGUUAAAUCAUACCGUGGACCUACUGCAGCAGGGAGCUACUGCAAGUUCUGCAAACAGAAACAACCAGCGAACAGUUGGCAUUGUACGACGUGCAAUACUUGUAUAUUGAGGAGAGACCAUCAUUGCAUCCUUUUGGCACGCUGCAUUGGACGCAAUAAUCUACGAUACUUCAUUUGCUACUUAUGCCAUCUAAGUAUCUCGAUGUUUUACGCCACUUACUACAAUUACAUUAUUCUUCGCUCCAUGUUUGACCUCAGGACUUUUGCUGCGACCACGUCAAGAAUUUUUAGCUUGUCUGAUUGGAGCAUAUUUGCUAAUAGUUCAUUGAUACUGAAAGCUCGCCUGUUUGUAUGCUUCUGGUAUUUAAAUUUAAUUAUUUUGCCAAUUUCAUUAAAUUUUUUGGUGUUCCAUCUGUAUAAGGCGUGUAAAGGUUUGACGUGGUAUGAGUAUAAGAAAGGGAAGGUGCCUGUAAGGACGCAUUGGAAAAGGAACUUGGCAUACGUUUUUGGUACGCGGUGGUAUCUCGUUUUACUUUGGCCGUCGGUGGAAAGUCCUUUGCCUAAUAAACGUGCGCACGGUACAAGAGAUUUGCGACGAGAGACGCUUAUUUAG
Messenger RNA from Cydia amplana, 908 nucleotides. RefSeq names its product probable palmitoyltransferase ZDHHC24. The record is from RefSeq and is a predicted model, not a curated record. Gene Ontology annotation, molecular function: palmitoyltransferase activity. Bases 66 to 908 code for a protein of 280 amino acids. The transcript has a single exon. NCBI's taxonomy places the organism in Eukaryota, Metazoa, Arthropoda, Insecta, Lepidoptera, Tortricidae.